AUGGCAGCUGCAAGCUCAACGCAGCCAUCAUUGUAUCAACACUAUUUCACGGGACAUCUUCCGACUAAUUCAUCGAUUACUGUAAACAACAGAGCAAGCUUGAAUUCAGAAGCAAAAAGUACUGCUUGGAGCAGUCCGGUCGCUGGGCAACAGCUUAAUGAAGAUUCUGGAAUGAAUGUAAGAAAUGGAAGGGCUGAAGGCGGUUCGUGGACAAACGAUCUAGCUGCUACAAGUUUCAUGCCAUCGUCAGCGAAUGGUCAAAACAGUUGUUGUUCAGUUAACAGUUACAGUGGAUGGAAUAGUGAUUAUAUGUCCAAUUCUGACCGUUAUACCUCCCAAAACACCUCACAGCAGGUGAAUCGUGCAACGCCGAAAGGUCAAAAGUCGGAAUUGGCGAUUGCAUCGCCUACCAGAAAUUCAGAACCACAUCUCGCGAAUCCGCGAUAUACUGAUUCACAGGGUUCUUCCAGUUCACAAGCUUUACUUCAACCGGAAUGUGAAUCUCAUCCUCGACCCACAAGCAGUCGGAAGAGGCAUGCAGAUACCUAUCAGCUCAAGCCUUCCUUGACUAGUUCUAAUUUGAGAACACCUGAACUGCUACGGAAAAGUUUGCUUCCAUGUUUAUAUCCACUGCCAAUGCCGACUAGUGAAACGUUGUCUGCUGCUCAGUUCGGACCGCUGAAUUGUCGUGUUGAUAAUUCAUUGUUGGUUUUGACGAAAAAGUUCAUGCAAUUGCAACCUCAAGCGAAUGAAGAUGGAUUAUUAAAUUUGAACGAAGCAGCUAUGCGAUUGGGCGUUCAAAAGCGACGUCUUUAUGAUAUAACGAAUGUACUGGAAGGAAUUGACAUGAUUGAGAAAAUGGGAAAGAACAGUAUACGGUGGAAGAGUAAUGAUGAAAUUGGUUCACGUGGAAUUGAAGCACAAAGGCUUAAAGAGGAGAUUAAAAGCUUAGAUAAAUACGAACAAUCAUUGGAUGAAUUAAUCACAAGUAUCGAAAAUGCACUAAAGUUAGCCAAAGAAGAUCCAACCGAUCGAGUCUACAGUUAUGUGAAAUAUGCAGAUCUUCGCAUGUUGCCAGGAAUGUCUGAUCAGACGUUGAUAGCAAUCAAAGCUCCUAAGGACUCAUACUCGUCCAUCGAUGUAACAGAUCCAGUAGAAACAGGAAAAUUCGAAAUAAUGAUCAGGAACGCACAAAAGGAGUCAUUAGAGGCCUAUCUUUGUCCACAUGUUUCACCAAAGAAUCAGCAGUUUCAGAAAGAAGAGUCAUGUGACACGUCGGUUCAAGAAGUUCAAGAAGACAGACAUAACUGGUCUGAACGAGCAGCAAAUAAUGCAUUUCAAGAAAGCAGUGGAGAUGCACAACAAGUGCCAAUUCCAGGACCGAGUAAUGACAAUAACGUCAGCAUUUUACCGCUUAAUACAUUGAGUACUUUCUACGCUCCACCAAAUUUACAUACCUCUCCACUAAAAAUGGUCGUUGAGGGUCCUUUGCAACAAGCAGUUUCGAGCUCAAACACGGAGGAUACGGCAACAAAUUCUUAUGGUUUGCUAAGCUUGGAUCCAGUAGAUGAAAGUGAACCGUAUAUGUAUAGUAUUGGGGAGCAGGAAUCAAUUCAAACUUUAUAUGACUGGCCGUAA
Molecule: messenger RNA, 1638 nt
Organism: Acanthocheilonema viteae
Lineage: Eukaryota; Metazoa; Nematoda; Chromadorea; Rhabditida; Onchocercidae
Source: the annotation of a GenBank genome assembly